AUGUCAAGUCUUCUGACAUACUUCCCUACCUCAGUUUACUGCUUCCUCCUCCUCAUUUUUGUGAUCUCAACAAUCUUCCACUUUGAACUUCGACUCUCAAAGUUGUCCAUAGUAUGUGAAGAGCCACCAAUCCUUGAGACUCCAGUCCCUACAGUCUUUCACCAUGAUGGCUUCUGGACAGUGCUUUCUCAAGGCCGUCUGGGAAACCAGAUAGGUCAGUAUGCUGGCCUCUAUGCUCUGGCAAAACUCAAUGGGUAUCAGGCCUAUAUCUCACCAAGGAUGCAUGAUUUUCUCUCUCCCUUGUUCCGCAUCACCCUCCCUGUUCUCCCAGACAGUUUGGCCCAAAAAAUACCUUGGCAAAACUACCACGUACAUGGCUGGAUGACAGAGGAACACCGUCAUAUUCAAGGUGCCUAUGUCUGUAUCACAGGUUAUCCCAAUUCCUGGACUUUUCACCACCAUAUCAUAGAUGAGAUCCGUCGUGAAUUCACCCUGCAUGACCAUGUCCGAAAUGAAGCUCAGGCCUACCUCCAUGGAAUACAGAAAAGCCCAGCCACCUUUGUGGGAGUCCAUGUCCGCCGAGGUGACUAUGUUUAUAUCAUGCCCCAGUGGAAGGGUGUGAUAGCAGACAAGGGCUACUUAGAUCAAGCUAUGAAUUGGUUCAGAGCCCAUUACAAGGAUACCAUCUUUGUGGUCACCAGCAAUGAUAUGUCAUGGUGCCAGGAGAACAUUGACAACACCAAGGGAGAUGUGGUAUUUGCAGGGGAUGGAGUGGAGAGCUCUCCAGGGAAGGAUUUUGCUCUGUUGAUCCAGUGCAACCACACCAUCAUGACCAUUGGCACCUUUGGCCUCUGGGCUGCCUACCUCACAGGUGGUAUGACAGUCUAUUUGGCCAACUACACCCUUCCAGACUCACCCUACCUCAAUGAUUUCAAACCUGAGGCUACCUUUCUCCCUGGAUGGGUAGGGUUCCCAGCUGACCUGUCACCCCUGCUCGAGCACUGA
Messenger RNA from Gracilinanus agilis (Agile Gracile Mouse Opossum), 1005 nucleotides. Its product is annotated as galactoside alpha-(1,2)-fucosyltransferase 2-like. Lineage: Eukaryota; Metazoa; Chordata; Mammalia; Didelphimorphia; Didelphidae. The record is from RefSeq and is a predicted model, not a curated record. Gene Ontology annotation, cellular component: membrane. Gene Ontology annotation, molecular function: galactoside 2-alpha-L-fucosyltransferase activity. Bases 1 to 1005 code for a protein of 334 amino acids. The transcript has a single exon. Gene Ontology annotation, biological process: carbohydrate metabolic process.